AUGAGUAAGCGAAGCAGAAAAAUUGUCGAACUUGCUUUGAAAGAUGCUGAAAUGUCAGGUGACGAAUCUGACCCCUUUAGUUCACUUGAUUCCGAUCUUGAUCCCAUGUUUUUGCCAACUAGUGACGAAGAAAUAUUAUCCAGUUCCGAUUUCUCAGAUAUAGAAGCAUCUUCAGACAUGUUUUCUCCGAAGAUAGCAUUGUCCAAACCCAAAGCAAAUAUCAAACGGAAAUUGCAAACAACUAAAAUCAGAGAUAUUUCUCGCAUCAAGCCUAUUGGUUAUAGGUCAUUCAAAAGACGAAUACUAUCCUCGUCCAUGCCAAGGUCUAAGGUGAAACCGUCUUUGCAAGCAGAAGUUCCAUCAACUUCUGAGAUGAAAACUACUAAAAAUGAUAAGAUGCAAGCAGAAGUAUGUAUUUCAUCCAUUCAUCCGUCUAACAAAAUGGAAGAGACAUCUAGUGACCAAGAAGAUUCAUCUCCUCAUAUGGAUGACUUUGUUAGUGAUGAAGAAAUAGAGCGACAGUUAUUAGAAGCUGAUGAGCUUCUGCAAAAAGACGAAGAUCUCAAGGAAAGCAGUAAAAACCAAAUGGAAGACGGCCAUGACGAAUUUGUUUUUAAUGAAAGCUAUCAAUAUGAGUCUGGUACCGAUAUGGAGAGAAAAAAUCUUGGAGAAGCCAGCCGCGAGGAAUCUCAAUGUAAUGUUUCUGAUGUUGAGUCUCUUGAAGAUAACUUCAUGGAACAAACUUUUAAUUUCAGCAACGAGGCUGAGAUCGAAAAAGAAGAAGAUAAAAAACUGAAGAAAAUAGUGGCAAAAUUUGUUAAACAACCUGAAAGCACAACACAAAAACUGACCUUAACCAAAGGUCGAUCGACCAGAAAUCUAAAAUCCAAAAUAAAAUUUACACGAGACAUCCUCGACUUGGGGACAACAUUAGUGGAUUUAAUAAGCUUGUACUCGACUGUAGAACUUGAUUCUAACCGUUCUCAACAACGUGAACGUGACUACGAUGCAUUGUUAAUAAUGUAUUCUGAUUCGUUUCGAGCGAUAAUAAAACGGAUAGUGGGAACGGACUUCAUCACCCCACCAACGGCAGAAGAAAUCAUAAGCUCUAAUCACAUGAAAGCAACCGCUAGAAGGUGGGAAAGGGGUUUAAGAACUGUAUAUACUGUAAGUUGA
Molecule: messenger RNA, 1176 nt
Organism: Diabrotica balteata
Lineage: Eukaryota; Metazoa; Arthropoda; Insecta; Coleoptera; Chrysomelidae
Source: the annotation of a GenBank genome assembly